AUGGUUCGGAGAAGGGUUCUGACGAACUCGGCCAAGCAGGCUUCGAUGAACGCCUAUCAGCAGUUGUGGCAGCAACAGGAAUUGGCCCGAGGGGCGUUGGUUGCCUCGAUGCCGGAAUAUUGGCAUUCCGUGUGCAACAGAAUGGGUGGCGCCAUGCCCCGAAUGGCGGUAAUUGCUCCGCCGGAAGUGAGCAGCCGGAAAUUGAGUCGUCUGCGUCGUCAGCUAAUGAGGGCGCCCAGUGAAACCGUUGCGAUGCACAGCUUCAUCCCCAAUUAUGGUCUCCAGCAGCAUCCGCAAGUGCAAUUUCAAAGAGGCUAUCAGAGCACAGAAAAUAGAUCCUACCCGAGUCAAAGCGUUUCCAAGGCAGCUCUUUUGAAACCAGGUUGCAUUCUAGCUGCCUGUCAAAACCAGUGCUUCAGAAAUUUACCAGCAGCAGCAGUUGGAGUUGCACCCACGCAUCCACCGCAGCAACAUUUCACUCAGGGAAACCUUUUCGAUUAUCCUGGAGCCGUAAGUCCAAUGCAAUGGCAACAGCAGCAGUAUCAAGUGCAGCAGCAACACAAGCAAUUUCUACUGCAGCAACAACAGAAGGCAGUACCUGUCGGUAUUUUGAAGAACUCUUCAAGAGUUGGGGUUGCCCAACAUUUCGGAGGAGAUUAUCAGACCUCAAGUGCCUCAAAAACAAAAAGAGUGACGAUCAAAAGCACAGCUGCUACACGUUCCGGAUACCAAGAACCUAUAGUGGAGCAAAUAAAACUCAAGCCCGCUGUUCCGCCCAAGCCAAGUAGGAAAGUCAAGCAAAAUACACUGAAGAAAGAACGACAGCAACUGCAGCAAUUGCAACUGCAACAUGAGCUUCUCAAACAGCAUCAGUCCGUACAAAACCAAAAAGAUCAACAGAAGCUACAGCUUAAAAAAGAUCUACAGCAGCAACAGCUUUUGCAGCACCAAAAGGAUUUAAGAAAGCAACAGCAACUAGAUCAAAGUAAGAGCUUCAAUUUUGGGAAACUUGCCAACCACUUUAUAGAAGGCUGUAGCAGGGAUUCUGAUACAGAAACUUCCAUGUAUACGGCUGCGAAUUCAGAAAUAAAACCAAAGAAGCAACAAAACUUACAGCAAUUAAAAAGCUCCAAGUCCAAGGGCUUUUCUUAUAAAGAAAGCAAGCAGGAAUCUAUAAAGGAGCCCCAAGCCAAACCAGAAAAAUCGGAGGUAUCCAAUAGAGAGGGUAAGACGUCUUCGAGGCGCUUCCUUGAUCGUCAGGCCAGAAAACUUGAGUCGGAAAACGAUAGCAGUACAGUAACCCUAACCGCAGAACAGAGUCGGUCAAAAACUCAAUAUCAAAGUCGCACUUCUCUGACCGACAAGGCCACAAACACUAAGAUAGACCCUUUCGAUGAUCAUCUUUUAAAACCUGGACCUCAGAAAGCUGAAUCUGCGACCUCAGCGACAAGUAAGGGAUCUAGAAAACUAAACAUCAAUGAGCUGUUGAGAAAUGAAAAGGUCAAGGGACUGGAUGGAAAUCCCAUGUGGCACUCGCUAAUGCAACUGGUUGCCCACAUGUGUGAGGCUAAGGAAACUGGUAAGUCAGAUAAGGAGCAGCAGAGCAGUCGUUUGAGUGCCGGAUCCGGUGUCGAUGGUCUUCAGAAGCAGUACUCCGUGUAUUUAAUGGUUACCUCUGAUGAGGAGGACGAAGACAGGACUUCCGUGAAAGCAAAAGUUGAGCAUUCAAGCAGUGAUCCAAAGUUGGCGAGCAAUGAAGGGAUUCAUGGAGAAGACCAGUUCGCCAAGCUCUGUGAUGAUGUCUAUCAAGCAGAACAUCCCAAGCAAGGUCGCCGUAGACGAUCGAGGAAGAGAUUGAAUCCCCGCCUGCGUGAACUUUCCAUUCCUUACCCCAGCACCCAGACUCAGCUGCCAAUGAGAAGACCCCUCCACUGGCCCAAGCCUGAUUACUCCAAUUCCCAAGGUCGUUCGAAUCGUACUCGCAACCCAUCUCGUGUUCGUUCCCGAUCUUCAACCAAACAGGCGGCAAAGUUGCGAAGCCAGAGAUCCCUCAGCUCGGCACUUGACGAGAAACGCAGCUGGAGAUUGUGGCAGGAUCUUCCGAUGACCGCUAGAACUCUGAAUAAGGCAUAUAGCCGCAUGCUGACUUUAUAG
Messenger RNA from Drosophila takahashii, 2154 nucleotides. The record is from RefSeq and is a predicted model, not a curated record. NCBI's taxonomy places the organism in Eukaryota, Metazoa, Arthropoda, Insecta, Diptera, Drosophilidae.